Molecule: messenger RNA, 282 nt
Organism: Racocetra persica
Lineage: Eukaryota; Fungi; Glomeromycota; Glomeromycetes; Diversisporales; Gigasporaceae
Source: the annotation of a GenBank genome assembly
GUUGGUGAAGUGUUGGUCGAAAUUAAUUCUAUACUUAUAGACAUUAAACUAACUUGUAUUUUAAAAGACCUGUCGGUUCUCAAUGAAUAUUUCUCUGCAAUUGGCCUUACAGAAAGCGUUAAUUUAAAUUCGCUCCAGACCCGUUGGUCUCCUAAUGAAUAUUAUACUACAAUAGAUUCUUCAAAGAAUAUUAAUUUAAAUUCACCUCAGACCAGUUGGUCUCAUAGUGAAUAUUCUGUUAAGCUUGGCUCUUCAAAAAGUAAUGAUUUAAAUGUAUCUUUG